Molecule: messenger RNA, 648 nt
Organism: Cydia pomonella (codling moth)
Lineage: Eukaryota; Metazoa; Arthropoda; Insecta; Lepidoptera; Tortricidae
Exons: 1
Coding region: 1-648 (215 amino acids)
Source: RefSeq, a predicted model, not a curated record
AUGGUGCUGCUGGGGCCAUCGGUCAGCUCCGUAAGGCUGCUGCUGACAUUAUGUGAGGGUUACGCUGAGCAGCAUGGUCUCAGGUAUAACGCUACUAAAAGCGAGCUGGUAGUGUUCAAGGCCCGUAAAUACAACUCGGAAGCUGUCCCUGAGAUCAAGCUGUGUGGUGUACCUCUAAAGGUAGUAGAUAGGGUCAAAUAUCUUGGUCAUAUGCUCACCAGUAACCUGAGCGAUGACCCGGAUAUGGAGAGGGAGAGGAGAGCGAUGGCUGUACGGGGCAACAUGAUCGCCCGCAGAUUCGCACGUUGUAGUACCGGAGUCAAAUUGACGCUUUUCAAGGCCUACUGUCAGACGUUCUACACGUGUAGUCUGUGGGUGAGAUUUACACAGAGAGCCUACAACUCAAUUCGCGUGCAAUAUAACAACAUCCUCAGAAUGUUGUUGCGGCUGCCGAGACAUAACAGUGCAUCCAGAAUGUUUGCUGAGGCGCGUAUCGAUGACUUUUUCGCCAUCAGGAGAAAAAGAGUUGGAUCACUGCUGAAUCGUGUGCGGGGCAGCAGCAACGGCCUUCUGAGGGAGUUGGCAGAGCGCCUCGACUCUCCUCUCACUCGCUACUGGGUGGAGGUGGCGAUUGGCAGGGCCAAGUAG